GCCUGAUGAUGAUAACAAUAUUUUCUGCUUUUGUUUACGAUAGCCAAAUUUUCGUAUUUAUGACGAAUAUUAAUUUGUUCUGAAUUGGCAUCCCGUUCAGGGUGUACCCCAGGCUCGUGGGAUCGGUUCCAUUUUCCAAGAAGAUGGAUGGCUACAUAGUUCGUGCUCAUUAGUAUGGAAAGGAAUCGAUUUAACGGGGGGAUCUUCAUUCGGCACCACCCCUAAGUCACGGAGCGCAGCGCUGUGGCCGAAGAGUUAAACGCAUGACGUAAUCCCCCUACUCAGCUCGCCGCGCAGGCGCAAUGCAGCCCGUGAAACACGGGUGGCUGCUUUGAUUAGAGGAGGAAUUCUGGCAGAUGAAAACAGCUGUGUGGGAGAGACCAGCAAUGCAGUUCGCUUUCUUUUUCUUGUCGCUCUCUGAAUUGCUUUUGGGACUCGGAUCCGCACUUGUGAUGAAAGCCCGAAAUUAUUUCCCGAUCCCUUGAUAUGUACCCAUUUGAAAGGGCGAGGACAAGGGGGAGCACUGGACCACUCUCAAAAUGACCACCGGCUUCAGCUCCAGCUCUUGUAGAUUCGCAGAUUACUUCGUUAUCUGCGGGCUCGACACCGAAACUGGGCUGGAACCAGACGAACUGUCCGCUUUAUACCAGUAUUUACAGACUUCUAAAUUGAGUGAUGGGGCCACACAGUUGUCGGCGAAUGACAAGACAGGUGAGAAUUUUGAGCAGAGUCCACUACGGAGGACUUUCAAAUCCAAAGUUUUAGCACACUACCCUGAGAAUGUGGAGUGGAGCCCCUUCGACCAAGACGCCGUGGGCAUGCUCUGUAUGCCAAAAGGGCUGUCAUUCCGGACGCAGGCGGACGUCCGCGAGCCGUGUUUCCACUCCUUCAUCAUCACCCGCGAGGACGGUUCGCGCACUUACGGCUUCGCGCUCACCUUCUACGAGGAGGUGACCAGCAAGCAGAUCUGCGGCGCCAUGCAGACGCUCUACCACAUGCACAACGCCGAGCGGCACGAUGUGCCGCGCCUCCGCCGCUUCGACUCCUACGACAUCGGCCGCGACACGCUCUUCGCCUCCAAGUGCGUCUGCCUGCUGGCGCCCAUGGCCUUUCCGCAAGCGUGCUGCCAGGUGCUGCAGCAGCUCCACCAGGCCGUCACCUCCGCCCAGCCGCCGCCGCUGCCCCUGGAGAGCUACAUCUACAACGUGCUCUACGAGGUGCCCCUGCCGCCUCCCGGCCGCUCCCUUAAGUUCUCGGGCGUCUACGGGCCGGUGGUGUGUCAGCGGCCCAGCACCGUCGAGCUGCCGCUCUUCGACUUCCCCAUCGGCGAGGUCUUCGAGCUCCUGGGUGUGGAAAACGUGCUGCAGCUCUUCACCUGUGCCCUGCUGGAGUUCCAGAUCCUGCUUUACUCCCAGCACUACCAGAGGCUGAUGACGGUGGCCGAGAGCAUCACCGCCCUGAUGUUCCCCUUCCAGUGGCAGCACGUCUAUGUGCCCAUCCUGCCCGCCUCGCUGCUACACUUCCUGGAUGCGCCCGUGCCCUAUCUGAUGGGCCUGCACUCCAACGGCCAGGAUGACCGAUCCAAGCUGGAGCUUCCCCAGGAGGCCAACCUGUGCUUUGUUGACAUCGACAACCACUUCAUCGAACUGCCGGAGGAUCUGCCGCAGUUUCCUAACAAGCUGGAGUUCGUCCAGGAGAUCUGCGAGGUGCUGAUGGUGUUUGGCAUCCCCCCCGAGGGCAGCGCAUGCAGCGGCGAGGGCAUGGGGGGGCCGAGGGGCUUCCGUGGCUGCGACGUGGCCUCGGACCGCCGCAACGGCAACCUGGCCGGCUCACCUCUGGAUCUGCUGAAGGAGAACGAGACCAUCACCCGGCUGCAGGCCCUGGUCAAAAGAACCGGGGUCAGGCUGGAGAAGCUGGAUGGGAUGGAGACCUCCGGCACCAACGGCGAUCCCAGGGUGCAGUGCGGCGAGGAGGAGUUACGGACGCACCUGCUCAACAUCCGCAUGCGCGAGGUCUUCGCCAACCGCUUCACGCAAAUGUUCGCCGACUACGAGGUCUUCGUCAUCCAAUCCAGCCAGGAUAAGGAGUCCUGGUUCAGUAGCCGUGACCAGAUGCAGAACUUUGACAAGGCCUCCUUCCUGUCGGACCAGCCUGAGCCCUACCUGCCCUUCCUGUCACGCUUCCUGGAGACGCAGACGUUCGCCUCCUUCGUCGACAGCAAGAUCCUGUGCCACGACGACGAGGACAAGGAGCAUGCGCUGCGGGUGUUCGACGCCCGCGUGGAGAAGGUGCGCAUGCUCAACGUGCGGACGCCCACGCUGAGGACGUCCAUGUACCAGAAGUGCACCAAUGCUGAAGAGUCAGAGAAGGCCAUCGAGGCGAGGGUGACCAAGAUCGACCACACAGCACUUCACCCCCACCUGCUGGACAUGAAGAUUGGCCAGGGUCGCUACGAGCCCGGCUUCUUCCCCCGCCUACAGUCUGACGUGCUCUCAGCUGGACCCACCAGCAACAAGUGGUCCAAGCGCAGUGCCGCAGCUCAGUGGAGGAGGCGGGACAAGCAGAAGCAGCACGCGGAGCACCUGUACCUGGAUAACGACCAGAGAGAGAAGCACAUUCAGGAGGCCAGAAACCUGGGCACCACGAUCCGGCAGCCCAAGCUGUCCAACCUGUCGCCCUCCGUCAUUGCACAGACCAACUGGAAGUUCGUAGAAGGGUUGCUGAAGGAAUGCAGGAACAAGACCAAGCGUAUGCUGGUGGAGAAGAUGGGCAGGGAGGCGGUGGAGUUGGGCCACGGGGAGGUCAGCAUCACGGGCGUGGAGGAGAACACGCUCAUCGCCAGCCUCUGCGACCUGCUGGAGCGCAUCUGGAGCCACGGGCUGCAGGUCAAGCAGGGAAAAUCUGCUCUGUGGUCACACCUGCUGCAUUACCAGGAAAGCAAAGAGAAGAAUGAUGCCACCCCAUCGGGCCUGAACCCCCCAGGGCUUAUUCAAGACUCAGAGAGACGCAAGUCUGAUGCAGGACUCACCCUGCCCCCCCUAAAAGUUUCCCUCAUUGACGAUAUGCGACACAUCCAGAACAUCGGCGAGAUCAAGACAGACGUGGGCAAGGCGCGGGCCUGGGUUCGCCUCACCAUGGAGAAGAAGAUGCUAUCCAGGCACCUCAAGCAGCUGCUGUCUGACCAGGAGCUCACCAAGAAGCUGUACAAGCGCUACGCCUUCCUGCGCUGUGAUGAUGAGAAGGAGCAGUUCCUCUACCAUCUCCUGUCCUUCAACGCUGUCGACUACUUCUGCUUCACCAAUGUCUUCACCACUGUCUUAAUCCCAUACCACGUGGUGGUCAUCCCAAGCAAGAAGCUCGGGGGGUCCAUGUUCACGGCCAACCCCUGGGUCUGCGUUUCUGGAGAGCUGUCGGAAACAGGGGUUCUCCAGGUGCCCAAGAACUCCUUGGAGAUCACCUUUGAGUGCCAGAAUCUGGGCAAGCUCACCACAGUACAGAUGGGCCACGAUAACUCAGGAUUGUAUGCAAAGUGGCUGGUGGAGUGUGUCUUGGUGAGGAACGAGGUCACUGGGCACACGUACAAGUUUCCAUGCGGCCGCUGGUUGGGUAAGAGUGUGGAUGAUGGCAGUUUGGAACGUGUCCUGGUGGGAGAGCUGGUGACACCCAUCCCAGAGAGCGAGGAACGCCUGUGCCGCACCCCCCCCAUGCAGCAGUCCCCUGGAAUGAUACGGAGAUUCGUCAACAUCUCACCGAGCAGCAAACCAAAGUUAAACACAGGACAGAUUCAGGAAGGAGUGGGAGAGGCCAUCAAUGGGAUCGUCAAGCACUUCCACAAACCGGAGAAAGAAAGGAGCAGCCUGACCCUGCUGCUGUGUGGAGAAUAUGGGCUGGUCUGGGCGCUGGAGCAGGUCUUCCUGCAUGGUUUCAGGACCCCACGUCUCUUCAAGAACAUCUUCAUCUGGGACUUCUUAGAAAGGGCGCAGGGUCACUUUGAGAGCCCGGAGCAGAAGGACCUGGAGCUGGAUGAGAACUGGCAGAUGAGGGUCCAGGAUUUCUGCCGCUUCAUGCGGGCGAUCAACAGCACACCGAGGAACAUCGGCAAAGACGGCAAGUUCCAGAUGCUGGUGUGCCUGGGGGCCAGAGACCACCUGCUGCAUCAUUGGAUCGCUCUCCUGGCAGACUGUCCAAUCACGGCACAGAUGUAUGAGGACACUGCCAUGCUAAAGGAUCAUACUCUGGUGAACUCUCUGAUUCGAGUGCUACAAACUUUACAGGACUUCAAUAUCACCCUGGAGGCCUCACUAAUCAAGGGCAUAGGUAUUUAGCCCUGCCGCAGCUCUCUGAUAACCUGAAAAAAGCACGGACAAUUCUUUGUUCUACAGGAAGAUUGAACUUUUUUUUUUAAAAAAAAAAAAAAAGACUGAGACUUAAAGAAGCUUUAGCUUAUUUUUAAGCUACUGUUAUAAUUGCCAUAUAAUAAGUGCAAUGAGCAUUUUCAAAAGUGUCAUUAUGUUUACCCUCUAAAAUGUGCUGUUACCACGGAUACUGUUCUUCUGGUUUCCAUUGUGUCUAAACUGUAUUAAUGAAAGAUAAUAAUGUGAACUAUUGCUAUACUUAACGCAAAUUAAGUAAAUACAUGCCGUAUAUUUUCAGAGAGGAACAGUAUUAUUUUGAUAUGUCUACCAGGUUUUAACAAAUAAGCAAAUAUAGAAAAAUGCUUUAUAAGUACUAAUUUUGGGAGGAAUCCGACAUUUUGGUUUAAAGGUGGAAAUUAAGCUUUCUAAAAGUGUUAGUUUUUCAGUGACAAUGCAAACAAUUCUUUUUUUUGUAAACAUUGUGCCCUCAUGUCACUACACGAAUCAUACUACUACGGUUAAGAAGACGCCGUUUUAUUUGUGUGUUAUUAAUGUAGCUGUUGUAAUUAUAAGCCAUUUAUAAGCCAUUCACUGAUGACACUGUAAUCCUCUGCCCUGGCGAACAUGAGCUCCCUUUUGAUUUUGCUCUGUUAGUCCUGGCAGAAUUAGCACACCUGAAGAUACCUCUAAAUUGUGAGCCCUUGUGAUAAACACCAGGCACUGAUGUCUGGCUGCAUUGCCAUUCCAUCAGCAGGAUGCUGGGGGCGGGGGCGAUGUAUGGCUCAGCGGACUAGAAAGCUGCGCUAGGGACUGGAAGUUUGCUAGUUCAAAUCCCACGGACAGCAGAGUGAUUUCACCAUUGGGCCUCUGAGCAAGACCCUUAACCCCCCCGCCCCCCCCUCAAAUUGCACCAGUCCAACCCUGCUUUCUCAAUUGUAUGUGGCUCUGGACAAAAGCAUCUGCUAGGUAAAUGCUGAGUGUUCUGGAGUGGAAAGCAGUCACGAGCCCACCUGUUCAAUCAUAUGCCAUAAGUAUAGUUUAGCCGAACAUGCUACAAUCACAUCAACAGUGACAUGGCCUUAUUUAAGAUAGCAUUUUGUUGUCAAAUUAAUUCACAGGAGAUCCACCAUUUUCAGCUUAACUUAUUUUAACAUUCCCUUUUCUAUACUUAACUGCUGCUGUUAUUGCUAUGCAACUAUGAUUUUGAAGAAAAAGACAAUACUAUUUCUUUUUCCCAUUCAUAUACUGAGCAGUAUAUUAGAUUCCUGUCUACCAGAAGCACAUGUGACAUUUUCUCCACAGUAAUGCUUUGCUAUUGUGGGCACCAGUUUCUUGGGUGAGAUUUUGGGAAGGUCUGUUUUGCUAUUGAUUGAAAGAUGUGCGUUACGUGGUGUAUUAUAGAUGAAUAAUGGUGUACAGUGUAAAAAUGUAAUUAGAAAAAUACCUGGAAAUGUCUAUGUAAAAGUGUAAUAUAUAUUUUUACACCAAAACAACCUGUAAUGUAUGCUGAUUCCAGUUAACAACAUUACUUGAGAAAGUGGUUUUCUUUUUAAAUCUUCUUGAACUCUCUUCUGUAGGAAACGUGUAAAGCUGUAACUGGUAGUAAGAGGUUGAUAUUGCAUUUUAACUGUUCUUCUUAUUAAUAAACAAAAUAUUUUCUAACAAGAAA
This is a messenger RNA of Brienomyrus brachyistius, 6024 nucleotides long. RefSeq names its product DENN domain-containing protein 5A-like. Gene Ontology annotation, molecular function: small GTPase binding; guanyl-nucleotide exchange factor activity. The transcript has 23 exons. NCBI's taxonomy places the organism in Eukaryota, Metazoa, Chordata, Actinopteri, Osteoglossiformes, Mormyridae. The coding region runs from base 540 to 4325 and encodes 1261 amino acids. The record is from RefSeq and is a predicted model, not a curated record.